UCCCAUCGCACCGCAGCAUAAGCACGCGCGCCCUGUGGACUCCCAGGUCACACACCACUCCUGCCCCCCCUCCCCCGAUCUCCGCCCCGAUCCCGCACCAGCGCAGCAGCAAGUCAUGGCGACCGCGUACAACCUGAGGUCCCGCGACGAGCCGGACGACUUCGACGAGUUCGACUCCACGCCCUACGGCGGCGGCUACGACCUCUUCGUCACCUUCGGCCGCCCGCUCCCGCCCUCCGACGAGACCUGCUACCCCUGCUCCGCCCCCUCCACCUCCUACGACGCGCCCCACUACGCCGCCGAGGAGCCCUCCCCCUACGCCCACCACCAGAAGCCCCAGCCCGCCUACGGCUUCCGCCCCCAGAACGAGCAGCCCUCCUACGGCCGCGAGGACGACGACUCCGGCUACGGAUCCAAGCCCAAGCCCCAGCCCGCAUACGGCUUCCGCCCCCAGGCGGAGGAGCAGCGCCCGUCCUACGGCGGCGGGGGCGAGGAGGACGACUCCGGCUACGGAUCCAAGCCGCAGCCGGCCUACGGCUUCCGCCCCCAGCAGGAGGAGCAGCCGGCCUACGGCUCCGGCUACGGGUCCAAGCCCCAGCGCUCCGAGGAGGACACCUACGGAUCCGGCUACGGCCGGAAGCCGCAGCAGCAGGAGGAGCCCGCCUACGGGUCCGGGUACGGCUCCGGCUACGGGAGGAAGCCGCAGGCCGAGGAGAGCUACGGAUCUGGGUACGGGAACGCGACGCAGCCGGAGGAGGGCUACGGCUCCGGAUACGGGUCCAAGCCGCAGGUGGAGCAGACCUACGGCGGAUCCGAGUAUGGCUCUGGGUACGGAAGGAAGCCGCAGGUGGAGGAGAGCUAUGGGUCGGGGUACGGAAGCAGGCCCCAGGGAGGGGGAGAGGAGUACGGUAGCGCUGGGUAUGGCGGGAGGAAGACUGAGGAGGAGGGCUAUGGUGGUUCUGGGUAUGGAUCUGGCAGGAAGGUGCAAGGCGAGGAUGAAGGUGCCUAUGGGUCUGGUGGGUACCAGAAGCCCAAGCCGUAUGGAGAGGAGACCCAGGGUUCAUAUGGUGGUGGGUAUGGCCAGGGGAACUAUGGCCGCAAGAAGCAGGAUGACGACUCUGAUGAUGAGAAGAAGAACCGUUACGCGAAGCGCGAUGACUCUGAUGAUGAGAAGAAGGAACGUUACGAGAAGCACCACCACCAUCGCCGCCACAACUACGAUGACUAAGCAUCCAGCAUGGUCUUGACCUGCUGCCAUCGGCCCCACAUCUCGCUACUACACGAAUAAAGAUUGGUCUUGUUUCCCUUGUUGGUGCUGGAUCAUUCCCCUCUUUUAUGAACUUGUAUGACUGCAACCUAAAGUGUGUUAUGUGGGUGGUUUAUAUGUUUGAACUAUCUCCUAUCUGUGUGCUUGAGGUUAUGUGUUUAUGUACGUGGUUUGCUGUGUC
Triticum urartu is the source of this 1448-nucleotide messenger RNA. RefSeq lists its product as uncharacterized. Lineage: Eukaryota; Viridiplantae; Streptophyta; Magnoliopsida; Poales; Poaceae. The record is from RefSeq and is a predicted model, not a curated record. Gene Ontology annotation, molecular function: phosphatidic acid binding.